Messenger RNA from Mytilinidion resinicola, 618 nucleotides. RefSeq lists its product as uncharacterized. The record is from RefSeq and is a predicted model, not a curated record. Bases 1 to 618 code for a protein of 205 amino acids. NCBI's taxonomy places the organism in Eukaryota, Fungi, Ascomycota, Dothideomycetes, Mytilinidiales, Mytilinidiaceae. The transcript is spliced from 2 exons.
AUGGCUUCCAACGCCGCAUUUUCGGCACACCAGCAAAAAGACGAAGCUUGCAAGAAACGCGCCCAACCAUACGACGACCGUAUUAGUCCUGGGGCGUGGGAACUACUUGAUUUCAAAAAGGCAACAUUUGCGCUUUUGAGCGAUGUCCAAGAUAAAUGGGCCAACAUGUGUCAAGUCCUCUUUCCGCAAGAUGAGGAGAUACCUUCGCCUUUUGACGACCAUCACAUUAAUGCUCGCUGGGAGAGGCUGCUCCCACAAUUUCUCCAUGAGGAAUUGACCAAAGAGCUUGACCCCGUGCUGGCCCCGAUUAUAACAAGAAUCAAAGAGCGAAUCUCCAUAACUGUCCAAAUGUGUAAAGAGCAAGUCCAUCCGCAGCCCGAAGAACAAAAAACGACACCCUAUUUCUUUGGUUCAAACUCGAAUCGUCGGGAAUCUGUCAAGAACAGAACCACUAGCGCAAUUCGAAUGGACAAUAAUGCUGAAACCCUCCACCCACAUCAGAUGCUCUACGAACACAGAGUACCAAGUUCUUCUGAAGAAGCGUCUAAUGCUCCUGACCGGCCAAACCGCAUCACACUCCAGUCCUCCGACAACAGUAUCCGAAGCUUGAAUCGCUAA